This is a messenger RNA of Vanrija pseudolonga, 1894 nucleotides long. RefSeq lists its product as uncharacterized. Lineage: Eukaryota; Fungi; Basidiomycota; Tremellomycetes; Trichosporonales; Trichosporonaceae. The coding region runs from base 184 to 1146 and encodes 320 amino acids. The record is from RefSeq and is a predicted model, not a curated record. The transcript has 3 exons.
GGCGCCAGUACGACCACUGCUACAUGCUGUGUGACACCCAGCUAGCCGUGGUCAGGUGUCGCCGAGGCUCGCCCACUCUGGCUCAUCCUCCAUCUCACAUCUCUCGCGCUUGGCUUCGACUUUGCGUCAUCGACUGCCUUCCCACGGGCGAUAGGCUUCAACUGUUGCCUUGGCAUCUUCGGCAUGGAUCCCGAACGACGUCCACGGACAAGCACAGCUGAGACUCAGAGCCAUUCAGGCGGCCUAACACUGCCGUCAGAGGUCCUCACCGACAUCAUCGCCAGUGUUGAUCCGACAACGGCUCAAGGUCGGAAGGCCCUCGUCACUCUGCUCACGGUCUCUUCCUUCUUCUGGGAAAAGGCAUCACAGGUCCUAUACCGCGAUAUCCAGCUCGACAACGACAAGCUUUUCACGCUGCUCGCUGCCGGGCGAGAAACGAGUGAAGAUAAGGCGAGUCCUCACCGCUUCCAACAGAAGCUGAGUGAGCGAAGCGCACGCGCUCUGGGGUUUAUCAAACGCCUGGAGUUCCUCGCCCCCCUCUCGCUCGACUGUCUCCGUAUUAUGUUCGAUGAGGCAGGAGCAAAGGGAGCGACGCUGUUCGAGAACGUGCAACAGCUACGCAUCAUCUCAGACACCAACACUGCCGUCAAACAACUUGCGAAAGACGAUCCCCCGGACGACAUUGUCCUCUUCAACCGUCCCGAUGUGUGCUUGAGUGGGGAGGACAUCCCCGAAUACUUCCGCUGGCUCCCGCUUCGCGGCACAAGAUUUCUCGCCCACCACGGGGCUUUCACGGCAGACGCAAUGUGGUGGGUACCCCCCAGCUGGGAGUCGUUCAAGAUCUUCGACGCGUGCCCCGCACAAUUCCCAGCCGCCGAUCCGUCAGUCUGCAUCUUCUGGGCGGACGAAGUUCGGUUCAACCCGAAUCGCACGCCAAUAGACGUCUUCCUGGUCAUGGAGAAUGACGACGAGAAGGCCAAGAUCCAGAGGGGGAUCGACAUAAACCCCGACAAGCCCUUCCCAAGAGAAGAGCUGAGACUCCACUUCAUGACGCCCCGCGAGGAGGCUCCUCCGUGUCCAGUCUGCGGCGAGACCUGGCCACCCGAUAGCUACUGGCUCGAGCGGGGCAGCGAUAGGGAGGAUUGAUCGGCCACACUAUCAAGUCCAUGCAGGCUUCAAGGAUGAUGUCAUCUCCGACCAGCCCGACCAGCCCGACCAGCCACAUGGUCAGCAUACUGCGACGUCCGAAACGCCCGACAUCUUGGGCAUGCAUCCACACGGCGUGUCAGAUCAGAGCUCGUCCUCGUAUCCACCUCUGUCCGUUCGCCUGCAUGGCGUUGCCCAGCGAUGAUGCCCCUGGCCCAGAAAGCUCCACCGCCAUAUGUGCCUCGUUGUUUAGCGAUCGUGCAGGUGUCCAGCCAGUACUUGGACGGCAGGCAACCUUGGGUCGUCACCUUGACGACUGACACCCACUGGAACUGCGGACUGUGCACCUGUUGCGAUGUGUGUGAUGAGAGCCCCACGUUUGUGCGCGUGAAGGGUCGCGGCUGCCAGAUGGUUGCCGCUCUCGCUGCGUCUCAGAAACGAGGCUAAGGAUAGGUUUAAUGUCUCCCUCCCCGGCAGCAGAAGUACAAUUUGGGAGGGCUCUUUACCACCAGAUACCAUUCCUCAGCGAGGACUGGGGCCGCGGAUUGCAGUGAGAUAUGGACAGUACCCGCCUCAACCAGCUGUGUGAGGAGGUCGCGGUAUGUGUCGAACAUGGCGUCGGGGGUACCAGGGGUUCGAGGGCAUGAGAAGACAAUGGAACCAUCCGUCUUGCGUGGCACCCGGGCACAUGGCCGGCCAUAUGCACAGCUGCAGCAACCCUCAGAGCUGGGAGCAAGUGAUGCAAGGG